ACUGGCUAUUCAGAUGAAGGUCAUGACGAGUAAGGACUGUGAAGUUCAAAGCAUGCUCAAAGGACUUAACUUUACCAAACUCUAUCUGGCCAGUGAGGCAAAGAAGGAGGUAGAUGCUACCAUUUUUGGAGAAGAUCUUUGCCGUGCACUUCUGCGUAACUGUUCAUAUAUACCCCCAGACCUCUCUAGGUUCAUUAACACCACAGCUCCAAAUUGCUUCUCACAUGUUUCUGAAGAUUGCUCAGGCUCUAAAGACGGAAUGAAAUUCUUUGGUAACUUUACCGGAUUGCCAUGUCCAAAGGAGUGUCCAUGCUACAAGGACAAAGGUACAGGAGACAGUUUUUCCUUUGAUCAAAAUGGACUUCCUCUACCGUGUCCAAAUAUAGACAUGAAUGUUACUCUAUCAAGGGCCAGGAACGAAACGUCAGAAGCAGGAGUGUUUGAGGCAACUUCUGUCAUGGGUACAUGUUCCCGCUAUGCGAAGUAUUUGGAUACUUGGGCCAGACUUACAGAUGACACAAAACAAAAGAUAAAAACGUUCCUCUCCAACCCUGCCGAUCCAAGUGUCACCUACCAAGACAUCGAGAAAAUGCCCAUCGAAGCUUUUUCUUCUGCUAACAAGACAUUGUGGCGAGAGGUCAUGUCCAAGGCAUCAGACAGACAAAAACUGGCUAUUCAGAUGAAGGUCAUGACGAGUAAGGACUGUGAAGUUCAAAGCAUGCUCAAAGGACUCAACUUUACCAAACUCUAUCUGGCCAGUGAAGCAAAGAAGGAGGUAGAUGCUACCAUUUUUGGAGAAGAUCUUUGUCGAGCACUUCUGCGUAACUGUUCAUAUCUACCCCCAGACCUCUUUAGGUUCAUUAACACCACAGCUCCAAAUUGCUUUUCACAUGUCUCUGAAGAUUGCUUAGGCUCAAAAGACGGAAUGAAAUUCUUUGGUAAUUUUACCGGAUUGCCAUGUCCAAAGGAGUGUCCAUGCUACAAGGAUAAGGGUAUAGGAGACAGCUUCUCCUUUGAUCAAAAUGGACUUCCCCUACCGUGUCCAAAUAUAGACAUGAGUGUUACUCUAUCAAGGGCCAGGAACGAAACGUCAGAAGCAGGAGUGUUUGAGGCAAAUUCUGUCAUGGGCACAUGUUCCCGCCAUGCCAAGUAUUUGGAUACUUGGGCCAGACUUACAGAUGACACAAAACAAAAGAUCAAAACUUUCCUCUCCAACCCUGCCGACCCAAGUAUCACCUACCAAGACAUCGAGAAAAUGCCCAUCGAAGCUUUUGCUGCUGCUAACAAGACUCUGUGGCGAGAGGUCAUGUCCAAGGCAUCAGACAGACAAAAACUGGCUAUUCAGAUGAAGGUUUUGAUGAGUAAGGACUGUGAAGUUCAAAGCAUGCUCAAAGGACUUAACUUUACCAAACUCUAUCUGGCCAGUGAAGCAAAGAAGGAGGUAGAUGCUACCAUUUUUGGAGAAGAACUUUGUCGAGCUCUCCUGCGUAACUGUUCACAUCUACCGCCAGAUCUUUUGAGAUUCAUAGACACAACUAUUCCAAAUUGCUAUUCACAUGUCUCCGAAAAUUGUUCAAAGUCUAGAGAUUCAUUUGGUAACGCUACUGGACUGCCGUGCCCAAAAGAGUGUCCCUGCUAUCGUGAUAUUGCCGGCGAUAGCCUCUCAUUUGAUAUAAUGGGACAGGCCUUGCCUUGUCCUAAUAUCGACAAGAAUGUUACACUAUCUAAGGCCAGGAACGAAACUUCGGAAGCUGGAGUGUUUGAGGCUUCUUCUGUCAUGGGAACAUGUUUCCGCCAUGCUAAAUAUUUGGAUACUUGGUCCAGACUUACAGAUGACACAAAACAAAAGAUCAAAACUUUCCUCUCCAACCCUGCCGACCCGAGCAUCACCUACCAAGACAUCGAGAAAAUGCCCAUCGAAGCUUUUGCUGCUGCCAAUAAAACUCUUUGGCGAGAGGUCAUGUCUAAGACAUCAGACAGGAAGAAGUUGGAGAUUCAGAAAAAAAUCCUCAUGAACACUGACUGUGAAGUCCAAAGUAUGCUCAAAGGACUCAAUUUUACAAAGCUGUAUCUGAGCAGUGAAGCUAAAAGUGAAGUCGAUACCUCCAUUUUCGAUGAAAAGCUUUGUCGUGCUGUCCUACGUAACUGCUCGGGUUUCUCUGAGGGUAUGUGGGGAUUCAUAAACAACACUGCCUCAAACUGUUUGCCAUAUGUUCCACAAAAUUGUACACAACUCCGAGGUCCGUUUAUACCAUUGGGAAACACGACUAAGGAUGUUUUUAUGCCUGUGUCCACUUUGGAUCCAUCUAUGACAAUGCCCCCUAAAAGCGGGAACACAACUAGAGAUGCUCUUACGCCUAUGCCUACUAGGGAUGCAUCUAUGACCAAGCCCUUGUCUACUGCAAUGCCAAGCAAAAGCUCACCUAGUAUUAUUACUCAAGCCCCAGUAGUUACACCCAAACAAUUUAGUGGAUGCGAUCCUGGUUCAGAGGGACUUCAAUGUCCACGAAACUGUUCUGAUUGCUACAGGAACAAAGCGUCUACGGACUGUUACUCUUAUGACAAGUAUGGGGCCUUUCUUGGUUGUCAAUCCUUUGCCAGAAAUACGACUAUGAUGAAGGCUUUGAAUGAUACAACUGACGCAAAGGUAUUUACCGCAUCAGCUGAAAUUGGAACAUGUUCUAGACUUGCUAAAUACUUAAGAAAAUGGAUCAGUCUUACCGCUGCUACCCAGGACAAAGCCUUACAAUAUUUGAGGGAUCCAAAGUCAGUGUCUGAUGAUGACGUCAAGAGACUUCCUAUUGAGAUAUUUGCCAUUGCCAAUAAAACUUUACUUGAUAAUAUAACACGACAAGCCUCUACUGAUCAGAAGUUGUACCUGGCUACUUCCGCCUCCCUCACCAGAAGCUGUCAAGUCCAGGAUCACCUCAGCUCAUUCAGCUUAGAACAAACAUUUAAGGAUGCAAAGCAAUCUGGAGCCGUGGAUUCUACUUACUUCAAUGCUUCUUUAUGUAAAGCUUUUAUGGAUGGACAGUGUGAUAUGCCAAUGAGCAAGUGGCAGUUUGCUGUAGAUCAUGCCCAGGAAUGUCUUCUUGAUAAAGCUGUCUGUCUCAAAGACGUCAAUGACGCUACACUGGAGAAUCUAUUAUCAGUUGAGUCCAUGAAAGGGUUGUGCAACAAGACGAAUAUUGAUGAUAGAUCGAAAGAGCUGUUCCAAAGCCGCUUAAAUUCGUAUCUCGGCAACAAGACCACGUUCACUUGUGAUCAGGAUUUCCUUCUUUUGAUGAAUCUGUGUAACUUGAAACCAAAAUACGUGACAAAGUUUUGCACCAGUGCCAAAGUUGCGCAAUAUACACCCUCAACAGAACAAUCUCGAGAAUGGGAAAUCAUAAAAACAGAGUACUUAAACAAACAACAAGUUGACUUCUCAGCAAUGGACAAAGCCACUCUUUCCUCGUAUUUACCGAUUUCAAAGUCCACGAUGAAAUCCCUGGAUGCUGCAGUUCUAACAAAAGUCAAAGACGCAGUUUGUACAGAUAAUGUUUUGGAUAAUGCCAAAUUCACCGAUGGACAGAUACGAGAGGUGAUGGAUGUGCUUCGAAUCAAAGGAAAGCUGGACAAGACUACUGACAAAGAUUGUCUGCUGAAGUAUGUCCCAGCCGAGAUUGUCGACUCCUUGUCCGAUUCUGAUUUAACAACGGCUUAUAAUCAGAACAAAAUUAAUGUAACCAAACUUACUCCACCUCAGGCUAAAAGAGUUUUGGUACUAAUAAGCGGAAGUUUGACAUCAGAAACACAGAUCAAAGAUAAUGCCGACCUGUUAGUAAGGGGCGGAUCCAACUCUCUUCCCUCACUCAAAGACAAGUCUGCAGAGACCAAGAAGGCAUACAUUAAGAGUAUAAAGAACCAACAGCAAGAAAAUAAAGUGAACCCCUCUGUUGUCACGGCGGUGGUAGAAGCGUCCUUAGACACAUCUGAUCGUGAAGGGUCUUUUAAAACGCUAGCAUCCGAAUCCUCAGAGGAUAUGAUGAGUUUUAUACCACCAGAUUUCAUUACGGACAUGAGUUCAUCAGAUGUUCAAAAUCUCGCCAGUUGGCCCGACUUGAAGUCGGUUAAACUCCCAAAGAAUCUGGGAAAAGCUUUGAUACAGAAAGUACAAGACACUGGAAUAGCACUGAACGACCCUGACGUCGUUUCCAACCUGGUGGCAGUGGUAGGAUCCGCACCCAAAUCCCUGUUUAACACAAUAGACACAAAUAACGCCAACUGCCCCACAAUUCUAUCAUCGGUCGCUGAAUCAGAAGCCAUUUCAGCAGAAAAGUACGAGCAUGUGUGUAAGAAGUUAGAGACCUGUCUGACUUCCACCAAUGUAGACCUCUCUGAUGCUUCCUCGCUUUCCGGGAACGCUCUAGCCUGCUUCAAUAAAACUGCGCUGAAGGCUGUUAGUGGGAGUUGCUCAGAUAUAACAACAAAGAUGUGCACUGCUGACUUCUCACUGCUGGAUGGAAAACAGAGAAAAAGUGAAAUCAAAGAAUACGUCUUUGAAUGUCUAGGGAUUACUAACACCAUUACUGGCUCACAUAUUAACAGUAUGGGAAGCUGCGCAGAACUGUUGUCUGACUCUGAUAUUCCCAAGAUGGACAUAACAGCCAUGGAAGCCAUCUUUAAUAUUCUCUCCUCCAAAUUCACUUGCCUGAGCAAGAUUGGUGCCUACGUCGAAAAAUAUGUUACUCUAAAAGGAAGUACCAUAACAACUACUGACAUCGUCCAUCUGGGCGACUGGGCUAUACAUCUACAAAGCAGCUUAUUUUCGGGCAUGACGGGAAUCUGUGAUACUGUAUCCACCAUUGGGGAAGCUCUAAAGGAAAGAGACGCCAUAAAGCAGGAACUCAUAGAAGAAGGAUUGUUUACUGAGUGCAAAGAAGAAAUCAGUGAAAUCAAAAAAGAAAUCGGGGAAUAUAUCAUCGCCGCCAUAGAAGACUGUACCGCAGCCAGACGACGGAAGAGAAACACAGGCACUAUCACGUGUUCUCAGCUAACUGACAUGGGGUCGUCCAUGCUAAGUUCCCUGACAACUUCACAACUCUCCGGAAUCCAGGAUGCUGAUUUUAUCCAAUGUGUGAGUUUACUGGGAAGCCCGACCGAUUACAGCGCAGAGCAGAAACAAGCUCUAGCCAGCAUUGCCAAGAGAGGAACGGUGUAUGGUAGUCCAAGCACGUGGUCGUCCUCCACAAUACAGAGUCUGGGGUCAAUCGUCCAGGGUCUGACCUCGGCGGAACUUGACAUGAUGACCUUUAUCUAUGACGACAUUGCGCAGCUCGGGGCGUACUCAGGAUGGGAGGACUCGCAGAAAACCACCAUAUUUGGAAAUUGGACUAAGUCGAGUACCAUAGCAACUAUAACAUCAUCAGAGCUGAGGUCAUUAGGUCACAUGAUUUGUGCAAUGUCUACAGGCCAGAUAUCCCAAAUUACCCAAGCUGUUUAUGAAGCAUCUGCUGAUAAGGUUGGGGAAGUGACGAGCUGCAGUGAUACUCAGAUGGUAGAAUUUGCCAACCACGCCAAGACUGCUUUUGGUAAUGUGUACAACUGGACGAGUGUCCAAGUCACCAACGUCGGGGCUCACAUCGGUGGCCUCAGUAAGACGGAGAUCGCCACGUUGACUGAGGCUCAGAUUGAUGAGAUUUUAGCCUCUCACGUUACCCUUAUUCCAUCCUCAGUGUUUUCAGGUUUUACUGCUACUCAGCUGGGAAAUUUCAGUCCAGCUCAAGCGCAAGCCACCACCACCACUCAAAGAUCCACCCUGGAUUCUUCACAAAUGUCGGCUCUAGAGAGCGCUGCGGGCGUCAGUUUCUCCAGCUCCAGUGGAGUUGACCGCGCUGUUCAGAUGUCAUGGUUGGCUGUCUCUCUGUCCGUGCUCCUGGCCUUGUUUCUCUAGAAAGACAUUAAUUUAAUGAAUUCCAGUGUUAGAUACCAGUGAUAUUAAACACUUUGUUGUCGUUUCACUGCUCAGUAUUAAACUGUUACUGUUGUUAUAUUUGUUGUUAAGAUCUCCCCCGUGAUGAUGAGCAUGCGUUAGUAGGAUGGCUUGUGGAUUAACUGCUGGCGGUUAGUACUAAAUGAAUACUGGCAACGCUCCGGAAGUGCCCAAGUAUCUCACACAUGCGAUCAUUUUUCUGAAAACUAUUUUCUACUGUUUUAAAUGUGAUAACUGUUUGUUCUUAAAAUUUUAGCAUUGUUCAAUUUUUAUACUUUAACAGGUUACAGAAUGAGAUCAAUAAUAAUUUAUGACUUUUGUAACCAAUUUUUAAAAAAUAAAUUUAAUAAAUGA
Messenger RNA from Saccostrea cuccullata (small rock oyster), 6328 nucleotides. RefSeq lists its product as uncharacterized. The transcript has 38 exons. Lineage: Eukaryota; Metazoa; Mollusca; Bivalvia; Ostreida; Ostreidae. Gene Ontology annotation, cellular component: cell surface. Gene Ontology annotation, biological process: cell-matrix adhesion. The record is from RefSeq and is a predicted model, not a curated record. The coding region runs from base 14 to 5935 and encodes 1973 amino acids.